ACAGAGCGGCGGCGAGAGGGGCGAGCGAAAGAACUCCUUCAGUCAGUCGAGCGCGAGCGCAGUGACAGUAACGUUGUGUGGUUACGCUGUGGACUUACCGAUACAUCCGUUAGACAUUCUAGUGGCCAAGAUGACGGUGGAAGUGUGUACACGGGUGGGUGUGCGGGUGUCAGCCACCCCUGGGGCUAUGAAGGACGAGUCUCAGCCUGGAGGUGGAACAUCUCCAGCCCAUGAGACUUCAGAGGCGCCCACGCCGAGGCCAAAGUUUAUGAUCACAGACAUCCUCGCUCAACACAAGCCACCCACUCCAGCCCACAGCGAGUGCUCUGCACCGCCCACGCCUACCAUUGAAGAACCGAAAGACCUGAGCCUUACCCGCCCACAUCCCGAAGAUGAAGACAUAGAUCUCGAGGGCGACGCCAGUCAUGACGAGGACGACCCCGAUAGCCAUGAGACAGAGAACAAUGAGGGAUGCUCCGACGGCUCCGGGCCCCCGCCGCUCAAGAAGCAGCGCAAGGCCCGCACCGCCUUCACAGACAACCAGCUGCAGACGCUGGAGAAGAGCUUCGAGCGGCAGAAGUACCUGAGCGUGCAGGACCGCAUGGAGCUGGCGGCCAAGCUCAACCUCACCGACACGCAGGUCAAGACGUGGUACCAGAACAGAAGGACAAAGUGGAAGCGCCAGACAGCCGUAGGCCUGGAAUUGCUUGCCGAGGCUGGCAACUACGCCGCCGUACAGCGUCUCUACAGCGCCCCGUACGGGUGGCCGUACCCGCCCCAGCCGUCCGCCGCGGCCGCCGCCCUCCAGAAGCCCUUGGCCUACCGCCUGUACCCGCCCGGCCUGCCCAUCCUGCCGCCCGUGCCCGCCUCAGACCCCCUCCGCGACGCCCUCAGACCAGAGGCGCUCAGACCCGAAGCCAUCAGACCCGAAGCGAUCCGCCCUGAGCUCCGCCACGACGCCCUCCGACACGAGAUCCUCCGCCAGGACCUCCGCUCCGAAACCCUGCGGCCGGAGGCUCUGCGACCGGACGUCCUGCGGUCCCUGGCCUGCUCCAUGUCCGGCGGCUCGACCCUGACUGUUUAUAGCCAUAUUGGCCCCUGUUUACAAAUAUAUAGUGACAAUGCCUAA
Molecule: messenger RNA, 1129 nt
Organism: Penaeus monodon (black tiger shrimp)
Lineage: Eukaryota; Metazoa; Arthropoda; Malacostraca; Decapoda; Penaeidae
Product: barH-like 1 homeobox protein
Exons: 5
Coding region: 131-1129 (332 amino acids)
Biological process (GO): regulation of DNA-templated transcription
Molecular function (GO): DNA binding; DNA-binding transcription factor activity, RNA polymerase II-specific
Source: RefSeq, a predicted model, not a curated record